AUGCCACCUAAGAAGGAUGCGUUUUCUGACCUCUUUCUGUCAGCCGUGACUGGCAGGAAGCUGAACAACUUAUCAAUGGCAGAGAGACAGAAGCAACAACUGCAACCACUGCAAAAGCCGCUACAAACGUCUCUGCUUCUGCUGCUACAGAACCCCAAAUCCGACAGCUGGUCCAAUCUAGACUUCUUGUCUAAUCCUUCUUCAGGAAGAGCCACUCCUUCCCAUAUUGUGCAGAACGAUGUUUUGACACCCACUCAAAGCACCAACUCUGGACCCUCAAAGUCUGCAUCAGCCGUAUCAUCGACCAGUUCUUUACCAUAUAAUGAUGAUCCAUUUGCAAUUUUUGAUACACCAGCCAAGCCUGCUGGCAACACAAACGUUGGAGGCUCGUUGUUGGAUGAUGAAUUCACAGAUGUGUUCCCAGAACAGCACAAACCUCAGCCAAGGGCCAAGAGCAACCCCCCUCGUGAAGUUGAAUACCAACAAGAAGCUGGUUAUUCUCAAACCCCUCUGAGACCAGCAUCGAGACAAUCACAGACUUCUAGAACCGAUUCUGUGGUAGCGGAAUUGGUCGACAUAGGUUUCAGUAUAGAAGACGCCAACAUAGCAAUCCAGAAAAAGGGUCCCAAUCUUCAAGAAUGCGUAAACUAUAUCAUGAACAAAAAUACUGACGCCAGUACUCCAAGACCUGAAAGGCCUAGAUCUCUGAACAAGGGUGAAGGAAUCAACUUCAACGGAAUUGGACAAGAUCUUUUCAAGACUGCCAAUACUUUCUUCAACAAAUCAAAAAAGACUGUGAUGAAGAACUUAGAACAAUUGCAGAUCCAGGGCAACAACAGUGGCAGCUCUUCAAACUUGCCUGAAUGGAUGAAGAAUCAAGAGAAGUACAAAUCCGAUGCAGUUGAGAAAAAAUACAGUGAAGCAGACUUAGAUUAUGGUUCGGACUCGGAAAAUCUCAAUCGUGAAGAAAUCGAAAGAUUUAUGAAACUUCAAAGAGAAAAGGAUAAGGAAAAGGCCAAGAAGAGAUACGAUGGCUUGAAAGACGCAGCACUCAACAAAAUACGUGGUAAACAAGACAGUGACCAUUCAAGAAGAGAACUGUUCGAUCAGCCACCCAGCAGGCCAGCAAGGCCACUUCCUGAAAGGCGUGGUACUUCUGAACCCCUUAAGCGGACUCCUCCAAAAGCUCCUGAGCCACCAGCUGAGUCCUUGGACAUAUUUGGAACUGAUACUGGUAGUACUUCGUUGAAGUCUUCGCUCAGGGACUCUUCUCCAUUGAAUCAAUUUGAUGAAAGUGAUUACAACACUUCAAAAGCAACGGCACAGGAAGCAUACAGAACUGGUGAUUACACUGGAGCACUUGAGGCAUAUCUCAUCUGUUUGAAUAAACUUCCUUCCAACCAUGAAAACAGAGUGAUUAUAUUCUCAAACUUGGGCAUGGUUAACAAACAGGUUGGACACUUGAAGCAGAGUCUAGAGAAUGUUGACAGCGGGUUGUCAUUGAUUGGAGAAUCUGAAAUACAUAAUAGUGGAUUUAGUAUUGCCCAAAAACCAGUAAAGUAUUGGUACACUAAAUUAAUAACGACAAAAGCCGAAGUUCUUGAACUACUGGAAAAGUAUGAGGCAAGUUUGAAGUUUUAUUCCAUUUUGAUCAAGGAACUCGGAGUGGUGGACAAGAAGGUUAUGGAUGGUAAAAGAAGGGUUGACAAGAUUGUUAAUCCAGAAAAUUAUAAGGCCAAACCUGCUCCAUCAAAGCCUGCAGCUCCCAAAGCAGCUCCAAAACCUGUGGAUAAGGCUACCUCUGCUCCCAAGCCCAGCGUCGAUGAAGUUGACCCAUUGGUACAGGAUAGAAUCAAUGGUAGGGUUCAAACGUGGGCGCAGCCAAAGCAAGGCAACUUGAGAUCAUUGUUGACCAAUUUGGACGAAGUGAUUCCUCCAAACAUUAACAUGAAGCCUGCGUUAAGAAAAUUGACUACAAACGAAUUGAUGCUUCCAAAACAGGUCAAAAUCCAAUACAUGAAAGUUAUCAGCUCAAUUCACCCCGAUAAGCUUGCCUCCCAGUGUAAGGACGACAAGGAGUCUGAAUUGGUCUGCAAGGGGGUGUUCAUAACCUUGAACGAGGCCUGGGAAGUGUUCAAAACGGAAAACUCCUUAUAG
This is a messenger RNA of Suhomyces tanzawaensis NRRL Y-17324, 2157 nucleotides long. RefSeq names its product Fgr32p (gene FGR32). Lineage: Eukaryota; Fungi; Ascomycota; Pichiomycetes; Serinales; Debaryomycetaceae. The coding region runs from base 1 to 2157 and encodes 718 amino acids. Gene Ontology annotation, molecular function: protein binding. The transcript has 2 exons. The record is from RefSeq and is a predicted model, not a curated record.